UAAUAAUAAAGCGAAAAAAAGGCAGAAAAGUUUAAAAAAUUGUACUCUGAUCCCUCACGUUCUUUAUGCUUUAUCUCAGACUUUUCAUCGAAAAUUUUCCUUUAUACACUUUUUUUCUAUGUGUUUUUAGAGAAAAAAGACUAAAAAACUCUAUAAAAAGUUGCGUCCUUUCUCCUCCAAAGAGUCUCCUUUUUCUCUCCUUUUUUCUCAUUCUAAAAACACCCUGUUUUUUUGGUUUUAAGAGUUAUGGUUCUUGCUCUUCGUAGUAGCAAAAACACCAAAUUUGUUAUGUAAAAAUGAAUGGUGGAGAUCCAGCCUUCAAGCUGUUUGGAAGGAAGAUUCCUGUGCCUGAACCUCAGAUUCAUGCUGGGGAUAUGAGUAGUGAUGUAACAAACCCAGAAACUGAAACUUCUCACACAAUCAUAUCUGGUGAGCCAGAUAAGUUCAUUGCAGUAGAAAAUGAUAAGGAAGAACACCAAACUUCUAUAAAACCGAAUGAGAUUAAAAUCGACUCUAAGCCCAAAGAUGAACAGGCAGAGACAAAUAGUACAGAUCAAGAGAAAGUUUUUAAGAAGCCAGACAAGAUCCUUCCGUGUCCACGGUGCAACAGCUUAGACACAAAAUUCUGUUACUUCAAUAACUACAAUGUCAACCAACCUCGACACUUCUGCAAGAAUUGCCAGAGAUAUUGGACAGCUGGUGGAACAAUGAGAAAUGUUCCCAUUGGUGCUGGUCGGAGGAAGAAUAAGCACUUGGCCUCUCAGUACCGUCAGAUAAUAGUUUCUUCUGAUGGAGUACCAAUGACUUGGGUAGAAACCCCCGACUCAGCAAAUCAACAGCUUCAAUCUCCUGGUGAAUCUACACCUGUUUUUAAGCCUUCCAUGGGAAAUGGAACAGUUUUAAAUUUUGGUGCAGAAACACCUCUUUGUGAAUCCAUGGAGACUGUGCUUAGCCUUGGAGACCAGAAGAGAUGUGUUGAGACUGGUACAGUCAGUUGCGGAGAAAUACGAGAGGAACCAUCUUCUGCAACACCUUGCAGCAUACGGGGGAAUGAAUUACCUGGACAUGUCAUGCAAAAAGAGAGAAUAGGUUUGACAGGACCUAAUGAGCUGAAUACGCAUCAUCUGCCGCAGUGCUAUCCUGUUCGACCCUGGAUUCUUCCUUGGAAUCCAGGUUCACAUGGUGUAGCUCCCAUGGCAGCUGGUCAGUGUUCUUCUGAGCGUAUUGGUGCACCAAAUAGCAGUACUUCCAAUGCAGUUCAAUGGUGCUCUACACCAAUGGUGGCUGUUCCGGGGUUUUGCCCGCCAAGCAUUCCUUUACAGUUUCUGCCUGCUUAUUGGGGUUGUAUGCCUCUAUGGGCAGCUGGUGGAGGAAAUUUGUCAGUCAGUGGCUCCAAUGGUUGCCUAUCUCCAUCCUCUACCAGCAACAGUUGCUGCUCAGGCAUUGGCUCACCAACACUAGGCAAACAUUCCAGAGAAGCAAAAGAGGGGCAAUCAGAAAAGUGCGUUGUGGUUCCAAAGACGCUAAGAAUUGAUGAUCCAAAUGAAGCUUCGAGGAGUCCUAUAUGGGCUACAUUAGGUAUUAAACCUGACCAGAAGGAUCCUUUACAAGGAGGUAAAAUUUUCAAUGCCUUUGAAUCUAAAGCAGAAGCCAAAGACCAUGUACCAGAUGGCACUCAUAUUUUGGAAGCAAACCCUGCAGCCCUUUCUCGUUCUCACAAAUUCCAAGAGAGCACAUAAGGGUCUCUCAUAAUAUUUGCCCGGAAAUGUCACCGUCUGAUAUGCUCUGUGCAUAUUGAAGGCACAAAUUUCAUCAGUUCUUGUGAGGGAGAUCUGUUUUCUGGUCUGAACACUAAAACUCUAAACUCAUGGGAAGAAAAUCUGCUCCGGUUAUUGACAGUGUAGGCAAUGUAUCAGUUCUACUUUGAGAGUUCUGUAAAUAGUUGAAAACAGUGAUUGAGUGGUGUUCAUCAUCUGCGGCCUAUUCUAAGAUUUCAUUUCAGGCAGUUGCAUAUCUCUUUUAAAUGUAACUUGACAAACAAGAAACAAAAAGAUGAGCGGAUUGCCCUUUGAUUCUUAUCUAUUCGAAUUAUGUUAGCAAAUACCCAUGUUUGGGGUUAGUUUUCUUCUGAAAAUAUCGUGUACAAUAUCUCCAGUUUUGAACAUGGAGAAAAUUUUCCUAGCGAAUAGAUUUUCACUAUUUUAUGUUUUGUUUCCUGAAAUUAUCUGCUGCUGCAAGAUCAGUUAUUUAGCGUUGCUGAAACAAUAUUUUUUUUAUAAAAGAGGCUACAGUAUCAGGAUAAGAGAAGGAAUUACAGGAAUUAAGAUUUUAAUUUCAGGUGUAUCAAAUGCCGCUAACUUGCACAUGAUGGAAUUUGAAUUGUAAAUCUAUUGAAUCUCAAACUUACAGUUCAGGAUAGAUGUGUUAUAUAGAAUAAUAAUUUAAGAUCAGUAAAAAUCUUGAAUGCUCUAGAUCAAUGUAGAAGAGUGCAUUCUCAAACAAAAUAGCUUGGGAAGGGAUUAUAGCUACCAAUAUAUUUUCUUUCUGUUUCUAUUGAUACUCUUCCUGUUCAGUCAGUAGCUCACAUUCUCAAGAAAGAUGGAAUAUGCAGUCUUAGUUGCUACCAGCUAUCAACAAUAGAAUCAGAAAAAAAGUCAUGGCUUAUUCAUCGCCAUAACCAUAAAGUUUGAUCAUUAAAUUGUAUGAUCCCUUUGCAAUCUUUUAUCAGCGAGUUAUAACAUUUUUUAUAUAAAGAAGGCCGCAAUGAAAAA
Molecule: messenger RNA, 2771 nt
Organism: Durio zibethinus
Lineage: Eukaryota; Viridiplantae; Streptophyta; Magnoliopsida; Malvales; Malvaceae
Product: cyclic dof factor 1-like
Biological process (GO): regulation of DNA-templated transcription
Molecular function (GO): DNA binding; DNA-binding transcription factor activity
Source: RefSeq, a predicted model, not a curated record